AUGGCCGAAGUUAAAGCAUUACAAGCACAGUGGACUUCGCUUGCUCCUCACGUUGCAGACCACGUUUCAGAACUCAACGAGACCCUCAAGACUAGUACAUAUAUUUCUGGUAAUUCUAUUGCUGAUGUCGACAUCACCGUCUAUAAGUCUGUUCUUCCAUUAGCUAAGGAAUGGACUUCUGUUGAUGCUAUUGCAAAGCACAGACACAUUUUAAGAUGGAUGGAUUUGCUACAAAAUACCGUUGAGGGAUUAGAGAAGAUUAGCAUCGAUUUGACCGUAGAACUUCCAAGAGAAAUUAAGGAAAAACCAAAGAAAGACGCAGGUAAAGAAGCAGCAAAGGAUGGUGCAAAUAAGGGUAAGGGUAAGGACACAAAGGGUGACGCAAGCAAGAAGGCUACGCCACCAAAGGGUAAACCAACUACUCCAGAAGAAAUUGCGGCGGCAAAGGCGGCUAAGGAAGCAAAGAAGGCAGCAAAGGCAAAGGCCAAUGCAGAAGCACAAGCAAAGGCAGCAGCAGCAGCAGUUCCUCCAAACCCUUCGAUGAUUGACAUUAGAGUUGGUUAUAUCGAAAAGGCCAUUAAGCAUCCAGAUGCUGAUGCACUAUACGUUUCUACAAUUCAAAUGGGCGACGAAGAAGGCCCAAGAACUGUUUGUUCAGGUUUAGUUAAGCACUUUGCGCUUGAAGAAAUGCAACAGAGGUACGUUAUUGUCAUUGCAAACUUAAAGCCUGUCACUAUGAGAGGUAUAAAAUCCAGUGCUAUGGUUUUAUGUGCAGCCAAUGCCGAUGGUAAAGUGGAAUUUGUCAACCCUCCAGCGGGCUCUGUUGCUGGUGACAAGAUCUUCUUUGAAGGUUUUGAUGGUACUCCAGAGAAGGUAUUAAAUCCAAAGAAGAAAAUCUGGGAAACCGUUCAGGCACACUUUACCACCACCGAGGACUAUACCGUUGUUUACAAGCAGGAAGGUAAACCAGACGCCAAGCUUGUCAACAAGAAGGGUGAAGUUUGUAGAUGUUCUACGAUUGUAAAUGCAGAAGUUCGUUAG
Molecule: messenger RNA, 1041 nt
Organism: Pichia kudriavzevii
Lineage: Eukaryota; Fungi; Ascomycota; Pichiomycetes; Pichiales; Pichiaceae
Exons: 1
Coding region: 1-1041 (346 amino acids)
Cellular component (GO): methionyl glutamyl tRNA synthetase complex
Molecular function (GO): tRNA binding
Source: RefSeq, a predicted model, not a curated record